CCCGAAGCAAACGACGCUCCUCGCCGCACUCUUCGGUCGUCUACGGACCUAGAGUGUUCGUUCUGUUCGUUGUACCGGUGUGGUCAGCGUGUAUCUUUUCGAUUUGAUCGACGUGUCGUCGGUGAGAAUCAGUGCGAUCAAGGAAGACAGGAUCAGAAUGUGGCUCGAUCCUCCAGGAGGAGGGUGUAACAUACCCACGUAUCUAACGACGAUGCUACUCUUGGCUGUUCUUGCAUUGACGAACGUGGCUUGCGCAGAGGAUGAAUCGAUGGGACCGGUAUUCGUCAAGGAACCACCAAAUCGAGUCGACUUCUCGAACGGAACCGGAGCUGUCGUCGAAUGCCAGGCAAGAGGAAACCCCCAACCGGAUAUCAUUUGGGUUCGUGCUGACGGAAGCGCUGUUGGGGAUGUUCCUGGACUGAGACAGGUCUUGCCGAACGGAAAUUUGGUCUUCCCCCCUUUCCGCGCCGAGGAUUAUCGUCAAGAGGUUCAUGCUCAGGUUUACAGCUGUCUGGCGCGCUCCCCAGCAGGUUCAGUUCACAGCCGAGAUGUUAACGUGAGAGCCGUGGUCGCCCAAUACUUCGAGGUUCAGGUUUACGAUCAGUUCGCGAUCCGCGGGAACGCGGCGAUUUUCAAGUGUCAGGUUCCAUCGUUCGUCGCCGACCACGUGGACGUAGUGGGAUGGAUCGAUUCGAACGGCGGCAGUUACGUGGCCGAUGGACAGUCGUACGUUGUCGGGCAGCGGUAUGCAGUGAACGUGAUGGACGAACACGUCCUUCGGGGGAACGCCGCAAUUAUCAAGUGUCACAUACCGAGCUUCGUCGCCGAAUUCGUCGAGGUUGACUCUUGGAUCGAAGACGAGACCACUGAAAUAUAUCCUAGCACCGAUUACGAUGGAAAAUACUUGGUACUGCCUUCCGGAGAGCUUCACAUCCGCGAUGUUGGACCCGAGGACGGAUACAAGACCUACCAAUGCCGCACCAAGCAUAGACUGACAGGAGAGACGAGGCUUUCGGCUACCAAGGGACGACUCGUCAUUACCGAGCCGGUAGCAGGCGCCAAGCCGAAAUUCCCGAUGACGGAGAAUUCGCGCACCCUCACCACUUACACGGUGUCACGCGACCAACCUCUCACCUUGCCCUGCCCAGCCCAGGCGUUCCCCGUUCCAGUCUUCAGAUGGUACAAGUUCAUCGAGGGCUCGUCCCGCCGCCAACCGGUCCAAUUGAACGAGCGCGUCCGCCAGGUUAGCGGGACACUGAUCAUCCGGGAGGCGCGUGUCGAGGAUUCGGGAAAGUAUCUUUGCAUCGUGAACAACUCGGUGGGCGGGGAGAGCGUGGAGACGGUGUUGACGGUGACGGCGCCGUUGGGUGCGGAGAUCGAGCCUAGCACGCAGACCAUCGACUUCGGCAGACCUGCUACCUUCACUUGCAACGUGAGAGGGAAUCCGAUCAAGACCGUCUCGUGGCUCAAGGAUGGGAAACCGCUUGGACUGGAGGAGGCUGUGCUGAGGAUCGAGAGCGUGAAGAAGGAGGACAAGGGGAUGUACCAGUGCUUCGUUAGAAACGAUCAGGAGAGCGCGCAGGCCACGGCGGAACUCAAACUCGGUGGACGAUUCGAACCCCCGCAGAUUCGCCAGGCAUUCGCCGAGGAGACGCUUCAACCGGGACCUAGCAUGUUCCUGAAAUGCGUGGCUAGCGGUAAUCCGACCCCCGAGAUCACCUGGGAACUCGACGGCAAACGUUUGUCCAACACGGAACGGCUUCAGGUUGGCCAAUACGUGACGGUGAACGGCGACGUGGUCUCCCAUCUCAACAUAUCCAGCACUCACACGAACGACGGUGGAUUGUACAAAUGUAUCGCAGCUUCCAAGGUCGGAUCGGCGGAACACUCGGCGCGUCUCAACGUCUACGGUCUCCCAUUCAUUCGCCACAUGGACAAGAAGGCUAUAGUUGCCGGUGAAACUCUUCGCGUCACUUGCCCGGUUGCCGGAUACCCGAUCGAGAGCAUCGUGUGGGAGAGGGACACGAGGGUGUUGCCGAUCAACAGGAAACAAAAAGUCUUCCCGAACGGUACCCUCAUCAUCGAGAACGUGGAGAGGAUGAGCGACCAGGCUACCUACACGUGCGUCGCGAGAAACGCUCAAGGUUACAGCGCUAGGGGAACGUUGGAGGUUCAAGUGAUGGUGGGGCCCCAACUGGCCCCGUUCACGUUCGGCGACGAGGCGGCGAACGCGGGGGAGAUGGCCACCGUUCAGUGUGCCGUGAUCAAGGGCGAUCUGCCUGUGAGGAUCGCCUGGUCGCUGAACGGCAGGCGUGUCGAGGCGGGGCGCGAGCACGAAAUUCCCGACAUCGUGGUGACAAGGAGCAGCAAACGGAUCAGCACGCUCACCAUAGACUCGGUUGCCGCGAGACACGCGGGCGAGUACUCGUGCACAGCGACCAACGAGGCCGGAUCCGCGACGCACGUCUCGGUCCUCUCGGUGAACGUACCACCCCGCUGGAUCCUGGAACCCACCGACAAGGCAUUCGCUCAAGGCUCCGACGCUCGCGUCGAGUGCAAAGCCGACGGCUUCCCCAAGCCCCAGGUCACGUGGAAGAAAGCCGCUGGGGAUACGCCGGGCGAUUACACCGACUUGAAAUUGAGCAACCCGGACAUUAGCGUGGAGGAUGGCACCCUGUCGAUCAACAACAUUCAAAAGACAAACGAAGGUUACUACCUCUGCGAGGCUGUGAAUGGAAUCGGCGCAGGACUCUCGGCUGUCAUCUUCAUCUCGGUUCAAGCUCCGCCCCAUUUCGAGAUCAAACUGAAGAACCAGACGGCGCGACGAGGAGAACCGGCCGUGUUGCAGUGCGAGGCCCAAGGCGAGAAACCGAUCGGCAUCCUGUGGAACAUGAACAACAAGAGGCUGGACCCGAAGAGCGAUUCCCGUUACACGAUCCGGGAGGAAAUAUUGGCGAACGGCGUGCUGUCCGACCUGAGCAUCAAGAGAACCGAAAGAAGCGACUCUGCCCUCUUCACCUGCGUAGCGACCAACGCUUUCGGAAGCGACGACACGAGUAUCAACAUGAUCGUCCAAGAGGUACCCGAGGUUCCGUACGGUUUGAAGGUGUUGGACAAGUCUGGACGCUCGGUCCAACUUUCCUGGGCGGCGCCGUACGACGGCAACAGCCCGAUCAAGCGCUACGUGAUCGAGUACAAGAUAAGCAAAGGCUCGUGGGAGACCGACAUCGACAGAGUUCUGGUUCCUGGAUCCCAACAGAAUGUGGCUGGAGUGUUCAAUCUCAGGCCUGCCACCACCUAUCACCUCAGAAUCGUGGCCGAGAACGAAAUAGGCGCGUCCGACCCGUCCGACACUGUCACCAUAAUCACUGCCGAGGAGGCGCCCAGCGGACCCCCAACCUCCAUCCGCGUCGACGAUCUCGACCAGCACACUCUCAAGGUAACGUGGAAACCGCCCCCUCGCGAGGAUUGGAACGGCGAGAUUCUUGGAUACUACGUUGGCUACAGGCUCUCCUCGUCCGAGAAACCGUACAUGUUCGAAACCGUGGACUUCUCGAAGGAGGACGGAAAGGAGCACCAUCUGCAGAUCAUGAACCUGAAGACGUACACCCAGUACAGCGUGGUCGUUCAAGCGUUCAACAAAGUGGGAUCCGGGCCGAUGAGCGAGGAGCGGAGACAGCACACAGCCGAAGGCGUACCCGAGCAACCCCCUCACGACACCACUUGCACCACCUUGACCUCCCAGACCAUCAGAAUCUCCUGGAUGUCGCCCCCUCUUAGCGCCGCGAACGGAGUCAUCACCGGAUACAAGGUCAUCUACGGACCCUCCGACACCUGGUACGACGAGAACACCAAGGACACCAAGAUCACCUCCUCGAGCGAGACCAUUUUGCACGGAUUGAAAAAGUACACGAACUACAGCAUGCAAGUCUUGGCUUUCACUUCUGGCGGCGACGGUGUCAAGUCAGCGCCUAUUCACUGCCAAACCGAGCAGGAUGCCCCCGAAGCGCCUAUCGCGAUCAAGGCUCUCGUCAUGUCGUCCGAAUCGAUCCUGGUUUCCUGGAGGCCACCCAGCCAACCGAACGGCGUAAUCACCCAAUACACCGUGUACACGAAAGCUGACAACGCGGAGGAACCGACCAGUCAGAAGGUGCCACCCAACCAACUCACCCACGAGGCAUCCGAAUUGGACAAGACGCGCAGAUACGACUUCUGGGUGACAGCGAGCACGAACAUCGGCGAGGGAGAGGCUUCCAAGAUCGUUGCACUUGCGCCCAGCGUUCGAGUACCGGCGAAGAUCGCUUCGUUCGACGACAAAUUCACGGCUACCUACAAGGAGGACGUCAAGUUACCGUGCCUGGCCGUCGGUGUACCCGCGCCCGAGGUUACGUGGAAAGUGCGUGGCGCCGUUCUCCAAUCCAGCGACAGGCUGCGACAAUUGCCCGAGGGAUCUCUGUUCAUCAAGGAAGUGGACCGCACCGACGCCGGCGAAUACUCUUGCUACGUUGAGAACACGUUCGGCCACGACACCGUCACCCACCAAUUGAUCGUGCACGCUCCCCCCCACUCGCCCCAAAUCACCCUUACCGCGACCACCACCAACUCGUUGACGAUGAAGGUGCGCCCUCACCCGACCGACAACGCCCCCAUCCACGGAUACACGAUCCACUACAAACCGGAAUUCGGCGACUGGGACACGGCGCAGAUCAGCUCAACCGUGCAGAAGUACACUUUGGAGAAUCUGCUUUGCGGCUCGAGAUACCAGAUCUACGUGACGGCGUACAACGGAAUCGGAACCGGCGAUCCAUCCGACAUGCUCAACACCCGCACCAAAGGCUCGAAACCGAUCAUCCCCGAGGCGGCCAGGUUCAUCGAGGUGGCGACGAACAGCAUCACUCUGCACUUGAACGCUUGGUCGGACGGCGGCUGCCCCAUGAUCUACUUCGUGGUCGAGCACAAGAAGAAGAACCAACAGGAAUGGAACCAGGUGUCGAACAACGUUAAACCGGGCGGCAACUUCGUAGUUUUGGACUUGGUCCCUGCCACGUGGUACCACUUGCGCGUCACCGCCCACAAUAACGCCGGAUUCGCGGUUGCCGAGUACGAAUUCGCAACGCUGACCGUAACCGGAGGUACGAUCGCGCCCCCCGUGCGGAACGGCGAUAACGACAGCACGGACGUGAGGCGUUAUUUCCCUUGGUUGCCCGGCUGGCUGGACGUGAACGUGGUUGUACCGGUCGGAGCAACGAUCGUCGUCAUUAUUGUAGGGAUAGUGGUGAUUUGCGUCGCAUUGUCUAGGAGAACUCGGGGCCCGGAGCAAACGCGGCUGCGAGGUAUCUCAUCAGCCGACGAGAAAUAUUACGAGGGACAAUACGACGUGGUUUACCAACAAACCGGGGUAGGCGGAGCGACCCUCGACAAGCGAAGGCCAGAUCUGCGCGACGAGCUUGGAUACAUCGCCCCGCCCAACCGUAAAUUGCCCCCCGUUCCCGGAUCCAAUUAUAACACCUGCGAUCGCAUCAAGCGAGGUACAGUGAUAAGUGGGACAGGGUCGAUAAGAAGCCACUCGACGUGGGAUCCAAGACGACAUAUGUACGAAGAAUUGAAUCAUUGCGCGCCGAACCGAAGAUGUCCACCGCCACCUCGCAUGGGCAGUGCCGAGGGUCUAUCCCACAGAGGCAUGGAAGACGAGAUCUGCCCCUACGCCACCUUCCACCUUCUUGGAUUCCGCGAGGAGAUGGACCCCAGCAAGGCGAUGCAAUUCCAGACCUUCCCGCACCCAGGCAACGGACACUCUGGCACCAUGGGACCGCCCGUUGGACACCCUACGAACGCCUCCGCCCACAGCCGCUCCGGAUCUCAAUCCAUGCCGCGUCAAAACGGUCGCUACUCCCGAGUACCGUCCCAAGGAGGCGGCAGCGGAACCCACAACGUCUUCUCCCCCGAAUACGACGACCCGGCCAACUGCGCGCCCGAGGAGGAUCAAUACGGCUCCCAAUACGGACAGUACGGCGCCCCGUACGACCACUACGGAUCCCGCGGCUCGGUUGGACGCCGUAGCGUGGGCUCGGCCCGCAACAUCCCCGUCUCUGGCUCACCGGAACCGCCCCCACCCCCGCCAAGGAACCACGACCAGAACAACUCGAGUUUCAACGACAGCAAGGAGAGCAACGAGAUCAGCGAGGCGGAGUGCGAUCGCGACCAACUUGUGAACCGCAACUACGGCGUGAAUGCUCGCGGCAAGGACGGCAUGACCACCGAGGAGAUGCGUAAACUCAUAGAGAGGAAGCCAAACGAAGCCCCCAGCCGGCAAACCGGCUCCGGCCACGGCGGUCACGGGGGACUCCUCACACCCUACGAUACUGUGGCAGUGUAACCUGUAAAUCAUCCUCCGUGGUCUUCCGUCUCUCCCUCUCUCUCUCUCUCUCUCUUUCUUUCUCAUUCUCUAUCUCUCUAUCUCUCUCUCUCUCCCCCCGUCACCAGCGGCCGAAGAACUGGAGAAGAAGAAGCGGACAAUGGUGCGCAACGCUCUUCCCCCCCCACGGGGCUGUCGUCGAAUUUGUCCAAAAUUGCAACGAUUUCUUCUACCAAGAAGUGACAACAACCAUAAUCAUCGAUCGCCAGUCGAUAGAUCCACGAAUAGAUAGAUAGUUUAGACGGAGUUUCGCGGCGGCCAAUAAGUAAUUAAAGUCACAGCGCUCGUCGAGACGUGUUUUCGCAUUUCGAGAGAUCGAUCGAAUCGAUUGAUGUUAAAGGAAACCGGCGACGGAUAUUUUUGCCUCCCGAAGGGACGGAUCCCAUUCCACUUCGUCUUCGACCAUUCUUUCCUUCCUUCCAAUUGUUUCUUGGCCUUUUUCUACUUAUAGAUCUCGCGCCUUUUCUCUAUAAAUAUAUAUACAUAUAUAUAUAUAUACACUCACUCGUUCUUGCUCAAUUGUCCAUUUUGAUAUUGGAAGGCCAGAUUUAAAGAAACUGCCAAAAUUGAAUCGAACUGCCGAUCCAGGCGAAUGGAUGAUCGCUGAUCUUGAGGGGGCAACAUACCGUUCGUCGUCGUUUUCCAAAACUGCGUUAAUUCUCUCCUGAACGAGUGUCCUGUCGCGAAAAAAAGAAAGGAAGCAAGAAGGAAGAAAGAGAAACGAACAUACCCGGCGUGUUCGUAUUCGAAAAAAACGCUCUCGGCUGGUAGAAUCCGCGGCCCGCGACGCGUGCUCUCGGCGACGGUGCGUUUCCACGAGGGGAGGGGAAGGAGGGGAAGGAAGGAAGGAAGGAGGGAGGGAGGGGAUUGUUUGGCGGGACGUCCUAGGUUACGAAUUGUCGCUUCCAAGCGCCCCCUCUCCCCCCACCCACCCACGAGUCACGGGAAGUACACACGAGAUAUACAUUAGUUACUCGCUUUUUAAGUCAUGGUUGUGCCACACUGCCGCUCCCCGCAGGCAUAUGAUAUUAUACAUAUACAUACAUACAUACAUACAUACAUACAUACAUAUAUAUGAUAAUAUUAUUAUACAUAUAUAUACGAUUUAUAAUUUUUCGUAACGAAGGUUGUGUCCCUGUCUUUUGGUGAUUGACGAUCUUUUUUUGAGUCUCGACGUCGCGGAGAGCAAGUUCUAGAUUUGCACUGUUUUUGCGACAGUGUCGCAGAGAGUGCGUCGUCGUCGUCGUAGCAAUAGUUAAGGAGACCAGGUCGCAUCCGAUGCCGUGGUGGCGUCCAAUCGAUAAUUUCUUCCGCCGCGCGUAUCACGCGAUGAGUGAAAAAAAAAAAAAAAAAAAAGGAAAAAAAAGAGAAAAAAAAGAGAAAAAAA
Messenger RNA from Apis mellifera (honey bee), 7802 nucleotides. It is a transcript of the gene Dscam1, whose product is annotated as Down syndrome cell adhesion molecule. Bases 158 to 6376 code for a protein of 2072 amino acids. Gene Ontology annotation, molecular function: cell-cell adhesion mediator activity. Gene Ontology annotation, cellular component: plasma membrane; axon. Gene Ontology annotation, biological process: dendrite self-avoidance; axon guidance; homophilic cell-cell adhesion. The transcript is spliced from 31 exons. NCBI's taxonomy places the organism in Eukaryota, Metazoa, Arthropoda, Insecta, Hymenoptera, Apidae. The record is from RefSeq and is a predicted model, not a curated record.